This is a messenger RNA of Aspergillus versicolor CBS 583.65, 1623 nucleotides long. Its product is annotated as putative GPI anchored cell wall protein. The transcript has 5 exons. The record is from RefSeq and is a predicted model, not a curated record. Lineage: Eukaryota; Fungi; Ascomycota; Eurotiomycetes; Eurotiales; Aspergillaceae. The coding region runs from base 1 to 1623 and encodes 540 amino acids.
AUGAGGAAUUUCGCUACCGUUGCGGCUUUUGUUGCUGGUGCUAACGCACUUGUUCCCCGUGACACCAGUUGCUGCUUCCACAUCUCAGCAUCUGGUGAGACCUCUGGCCAGGUCGGUCAGCUUGGUGAUGGACAGAACCGCAUCGGCGGCAAUACCCCUCAAGGCCAGUUCUGUAUCGACUCAGAUGGCUCCAUCACUGAUGGCAGCGGACGUGGCUGCAUCUUGACUCCUCCCACAACACAGUUCCAGUGUGACCUGGGCGCGAGCCCUACCCCAGGAUUCUCUGUCAACACAAACGGCCAGCUCGAGUACAACGGACAAACCAACUUCGUUGCCUGUGAAACUGGUGAGAAUGGUGGCCUGAACAUCUACACCUCGCCCAACAGCGGAGACGUCACCGGCUGCGUCAGUGUGCAACUGAACGCCGAUUCUUGCGCGGGAUCGGGUGCCGGCUCCGGUUCUAGCUCUGUCCCGGUCCAGCCCUCGUCUUCCGCUCCUGCACCUAGCUCUAGUGUCCCGGUGAUCUCACCCUCGCCUAGUGUUCCUGGCGGUGGUGGACAAGGCCCCGGCGAAGGCACUACUACUGUUCCUGGCUCUACUGCUACCGUUCCCAUUGUCUCCCCCUCGCCUAGCGGUCCCGCCGGUGGUGGUGGUGGUGUAGGCCCUAGCGGCCCUGCUGGCGGAGGUCAAACCCCUACCGGCCCUGCUGGUGGAGGCCAAAUCCCUACUGGUCCUGCUGGCGGAGGCCAAAUCCCUACCGGCCCCGCCGGUGGUGGUGGUUCGGCUGCCAACCUGGUGUCCCUGGUGGAGGUGAAACACCUACUGGUCCUGCUGGUGGUGGACAGACCCCUACUGGUCCUGCUGGCGGAGGUGAAACCCCUACUGGUCCUGCUGGUGGUGGACAGACCUCUACUGGUCCUGCUGGUGGUGGUCAGACCCCUACUGGUCCUGCUGGCGGUGACCCCUACUGGUCCUGCUGGCGGUGGUGAAACCCCUACUGGUCCUGCUGGUGGUGGACAGACUCCUACUGGUCCUGCUGGUGGUGGACAGACCCCUACUAGUCCUGCUGGCGGAGGUGAAACCCCAACUGGUCCUGCUGGUGGUGGACAGACCCCUUCCGGUACCCAGCCCGGCGGAAGCUGCCCUACGGACCUUUCGGGCAACUACGAGUACCCCCAUUUGAUCGUCCCCAUUGACUCUUCCUCGCCAGACCAAGCCGCAGGUACCUCUUUCAACGGAACUGUGUCGUCGUCCGUGUCGACUAUCUUCAACUUCGACAUUCCCCAAUCGGAUGCUGGAAAGACUUGUAGCCUUGUCUUCCUCUUCCCUAAGAAGGAGGAUCUCGAGACUUCGUCCUACAGCUUCAGCGGAGACGGAAAGGUUCAAUUUGGAGCCGUAACCUCGCCGGCCACCCAGCAGACCACCUACAACACCGCUCCGGCUAUUGGCCAGAACUACGGUGAAUUCACUAUCUCCCCCGGCAACUCCUAUGUCAUCAGCACCACCGAGUGCCCUGCUGGCCAGACUGUCGGCUUCGAGAUGUCGAACGCUGGAAGCACGGAACUCGACUUCUUCGAGGACUACAACCCUUCGCCUCUUGGUCUGUACAUCACCGUCUGCUAG